Mercenaria mercenaria is the source of this 1402-nucleotide messenger RNA. RefSeq lists its product as uncharacterized. The record is from RefSeq and is a predicted model, not a curated record. The transcript has 3 exons. Bases 9 to 1253 code for a protein of 414 amino acids. NCBI's taxonomy places the organism in Eukaryota, Metazoa, Mollusca, Bivalvia, Venerida, Veneridae.
CGCGCAAAAUGGCCGAAUGUGCAAGGAAACGUAAACGUGACAAAAUUUUAGAAGUCAGUGAAGAAUUCGAUCCAAUUUUUAGAUCAUUCUUGGCAAAGCAGGACAAAAAAGAUGAGCUUGAACAGGCUUUGAUUGCAGUGAAAAGGGGAAUAUGGGCAUUAAAUCUCGCCUCAUUACAUAUCGACGACUGCAAUGCUCGUUCAAAUACAUAUUUCUCGUCGGCAACAUUAUCUACUACUCCAAUUAAAUGGGAAAACGACGGGAGCCAAGCAAAAGGGGUCGCUUUUGGAGAAACUUUUCAAGUUGGUGUUGAUGUGUUGGAAAAUUUUUUGAGUGAAUCGCCUAAAAUACCAGCAGAUAAACAGAAGCGAACUGCUCUGCAGAAACUUAUAAAGUUUCUGAUUGAAAACGAUCAUCAAUCUUUGUUUGAGAAGCAGAACAGUGAGGCAAACUGGUGUGUGACAGUUGCGCAGCAUCUGUUGUCCGAACUUGCAGUUAAUAGCACCUAUACCGUUUCUGCUCACCCCAAUCCACGCCGGUGUCCAUGUGGACAGGAAGAUGUUUUAGUUGGUAUAGUAGGAGAUACUAGCUUUGGUUGUAGGAAAGGAUGGCAUGGACAGACAGACAUUAUUAUGGAGGAAGGCCUGCCCAUCUCAGUGAUUCAAAAUAGUUCAUAUGGAGAACAGCUGGAUGACCUAACAGUUAAUGAAUUUGACGAUAGUGCAUCUGAGGACAUAUCUUUUUCCUCAUUUGAAAAUAAAGCGAGACCAGAUUUCCGUGAAAAAGAUACAAUGAAGAUUAUGGCUGAGACCAUUGUAUUUUCGUUUUUGCAGCAGAAAUUAAACAAAGGAAUUUUGAAAAAUACUUUAAUACCAGGAAUAGGAAUCUCUGGUCAGAGUUUACUGCUAAUUUUUUAUGACUCGGUCAAUGAUGUACUAAUCUCAAGUAAGCCAAAGCAACUUUUCCACCAAAACACCAUUAAUUGUUUAUCAGUUUUAGCUCUUUGGCUUACACUCAACUAUAGACUCUUCUGUACAGGAGUUACAGAAAGAAUGAAAAAGUAUAAAGCAGACUUCUUCAGAAGGGUUGAUGGCCGUCUGGGAGAAUACACUGAUGAAGUAGAAAGACCGCUUCUCUUGCAACCAAAUACACAAGACGAUCUGUUUCCAUGGUCACCGGCUGCAAGAGCUUAUGAAACAUCUGAAACUGAUGUAAAUUAUUUGUUGUUAGAGCCAGAUUCUCCAAAGUCAUAGAAGCCAGACAGCAGUUAGAUCAUAGUAUCUUAAUUUGUCAUAAUAAAAACAACAACCAUUGGUAAAAAGCAUAGCUUUUUGUGAUUUAGUUGUAAAUAUUAAAUGCCGUUGAAGUCAUUUUAGUUAAAUAAAGAAAAGAUAAUGAAUUA